Rhinopithecus roxellana (golden snub-nosed monkey) is the source of this 1333-nucleotide messenger RNA. RefSeq names its product mesogenin 1 (gene MSGN1). NCBI's taxonomy places the organism in Eukaryota, Metazoa, Chordata, Mammalia, Primates, Cercopithecidae. Gene Ontology annotation, cellular component: nucleus. Gene Ontology annotation, molecular function: protein dimerization activity; RNA polymerase II cis-regulatory region sequence-specific DNA binding; DNA-binding transcription factor activity, RNA polymerase II-specific. The transcript has a single exon. Gene Ontology annotation, biological process: mesoderm formation; regulation of transcription by RNA polymerase II. The coding region runs from base 54 to 635 and encodes 193 amino acids. The record is from RefSeq and is a predicted model, not a curated record.
ACUUUCUUUCUCACUUGCCAGGGAGCCAUUCCUUCUGCAGCUGUCUCACAGGCAUGGACAAUCUGCGCGAGACUUUCCUCAGUCUCGAGGAUGGCUUGGGCUCCUCUGACAGCCCUGGUCUGCUGUCUUCCUGGGACUGGAAGGACAGGGCAGGGCCCUUUGAGCUGAACCAGGCCUCCCCCUCUCAGAGCCUUUCCCCGGCUCCAUCGCUGGAAUCCUACUCUUCUUCUCCCUGUCCAGUUGUGACUGGGCUGCCCUGUGAGCAUGGCGGGGCCAGCAGUGGGGGCAGCGAUGGAUGCAGUGUUGGUGGGGCCAGUGGCCUGGUAGAGGUGGACUACAAUAUGUUAGCUUUCCAGCCCGCCUACCUCCAGGGUGGUGGUGGCCCCAAGGCCCAGAAGGGCACCAAAGUCAGGAUGUCUGUCCAGCGGAGGCGGAAAGCCAGCGAGAGGGAGAAGCUCAGGAUGAGGACCUUGGCAGAUGCCCUGCACACCCUCCGGAAUUACCUGCCACCUGUCUACAGCCAGAGAGGCCAGCCGCUCACCAAGAUCCAGACACUCAAGUACACUAUCAAGUACAUCGGGGAACUCACAGACCUCCUCAACCGCGGCAGAGAGCCCAGAGCCCAGAGCGCAUGAGCUCCGUCCGGGGAAACUGACCGGUUCCACCCCGCUGGGCAGGAGUAGAGGAGCUUUGAAGACCUGGAUAUCUUAUUGAACAAUGAUUGGCAUGGAGUGAUUUUUAUGUAGUAAGCGUGGUAAUCUUGUGAUCUGCAAAACACUAAGGGAAUUCACAUCUGACCUGUUGGACCCACCGGAACAGGUACCUGCCAGAUGAGCAGAGACUUUCACCUCCAGUUUUUUCCACCAUCUCUGGGAGGCUCAUCCUUUGCAAAGAGACAAAUUAUUUUGCCCUUCUCUGUCUGUUCAAGGUAUUUUAAAGGGUCAGUGAUUUUAAAUGCAUUUUUUCAAUAAUGUAGAAGUGUUAACAGUUAAUCUCCUGCCAUUCUGGUGUUGAGAGCUUUCCUUCUGUUGCUAACAAAACCUGUAGUUUGUAUAGGAUCCAGUGUGAUAUCUGGAUUCUUAUUUAGAAAGAUUUGUGCCAAGUAAAGGGCUUUAGUGCUCCUGUUUCAUUUUGUGUGUGUAUGUGUGUGUGUUUUUGUUUGACUGAAAACAUGCUCUUGCAGGGACCAAAAUCACUUAAAUGCAGAAGGCACUGGUGUGAUGAUAAAUGGAAAGUCACAGGCAGACAGGCUAAGUUAAGACAGUGAAGAUCCCAAAGGCCAGAGCCUCCUCUUCAUAGGUGGACAGCUAAUGUGACAGGGAAGGAGGGUACA